Camelina sativa (false flax) is the source of this 3471-nucleotide messenger RNA. RefSeq lists its product as uncharacterized. Lineage: Eukaryota; Viridiplantae; Streptophyta; Magnoliopsida; Brassicales; Brassicaceae. The record is from RefSeq and is a predicted model, not a curated record.
UAUUGUCAAUUUUGUUUUUGGUUUCCUCGUCGUUGCCACUUUCUUCUUCUCCUUCUCAAAUUCACAGUUCGUAAUAAAUAUUUUCCCAGAUCGCCCCCCCUAGCUUUCCUCCCACAUCUUUUGAUCCAUUAAAUUUAGUUAAAAAGUUGAAAUUUAAUUGCAACCUGGUGACUUUGAAUUUUCUUUUUGGUUUCUUUACCUUGUGUGUGUGUGUGUCUCCUUCUCCCUACUCUGUUUCGUGAUCACGUUUUCAAAUAAAUCAGCAACCAUGGCUUCUUCUUCUACUUCUUUUUUUUCUCCUCUCUAACUCAUGCACAGAGCAAUUCAUAUAAAAUCCGUUUUUUUUACAUGAUCACUACAAUUACGACUUAGUGUUUCCUCAAAUCACAAUUUGCUCUGUUCCUCCUCCAGAAAAAAAAAAACCCAAACUUUGCUCUGUUCCUUCAAAACAAAAAAAACUUUGCUCUGUUCCUUCAAAAAAAACCCAAACUUUGCUCUGUUCCUACGAUUAUUCCAUUCAAUGUUGUUGCUCCAUGCCCACGAUGAUCGGAGAAUGAGAAUUUGAAACAGAGUCUAGAGUUUCCCCGAGGAAGAAGACGCUACGCUAUUAUGGGUUGCGGAGGAUCAAAACUAGAUAAUCAACAGAUUGUGAUUCUCUGCAGAGAGCGUAAGGAACACAUUAAAGCGGCGUCGUAUCAUCGCUCUGCUCUCGCCGUCGCUCACCUUACUUACUUCCAGUCUCUCUCCGACGUCGGCGAAGCUAUUCAACGUUUCGUUGACGAGGAAGGCUUGUUACUUGCUUCUUCGUCGUCUUCUUCUUCUUUUUCGCCGGAUUCUCCAGCUCUUACGUUACCGUCCGACGAAGGAAAGCCGCCGAAGAAACACAAGAAGAAGAUCUCUCCUUCUUCAACCACCUCUAUUUCUCAUUCCAUCAUCGAAGAAGACGAAGACGAAGAUGAUUCGCAUUUGCAUCUAAGCUCCGGAUCCGACUCCGAAUCCGAAACAGAAGCUGGAUCUAAUGACCAUCUCCAAAUUGAUAGCACUCCUGAACAAGACCACCGGUCAACUCAAACUCAAACAUUUCAUUCCGGUUAUGAUCCAACUAGCUAUGCUCCACCGGUUUACCCACCCGGUUAUCCACCAAGUUACCCACAGGGUUAUAUGCCCGGUUAUCAACCGGGAUACCCACCGGGUUACCCGAGUUUCAACCCGAACGCAAACCGAGGAAUGUAUUUUAUGAAGAAAUCCGCGCCGCAAUCUCGACCGUUCAUUUUCCAGCCGGAGAAUCACCGAGUUGAGAACGCACAAUGGCCGUCGGAUUCUGGAUUCGGAAACACUGGAGCGCAACGGAAAUCGCCGUCUCCGGCUCCUCCUCCGUCACCGCCAAAGGUUUCAACUUGGGAUUUCUUGAACGUAUUUGAUACAUAUGAUUACAGCAACGGUCGUUCUCGUACUUCUUCCGGAUAUUAUCCGAUGGGAAUGGCGUCAAUCUCAAGCAGUCCUGAUUCUAAGGAAGUUAGAGAAAGAGAAGGGAUCCCUGAACUGGAAGAAGUAACAGGGGAAGAAGUCAUCAAGCAAGUAUAUAGACGUCCCAAGAGAACAGGAUUGGAGAAGGUUAAAGAACACAGAGACGAGGACGAUUACAACGUUAACAAAAGAGGUUAUGUUGGUGAGGAAACUAUGAGGGCAGUGACAAUGCCAGAUAAAGCCACCGAGAGCUCAUUCGAUUCAGAGACAGUGUCUUCUUUUUCAGGGAGUGAUGUAGAAUCUGAGUUUCAUUAUGUUAAUGGUGGUGAAGGAAAGAGCAGCAACAGUUCUUCUAAUAGUCAUGAGACGGUAAUGGGGACGAAGGUUUCGGUAGAGGAAGAGUAUGGGAGGAAGAAAGGAGUGAGCUUUGAGUUGGAGGAGGAAACGACGAGCACUUCCUCUUUUGAUGUUGAAUCUUCCAAGAUAAGUAGCUUAUCUAGUUUGUCGUACCAUGCCACUAGGGAUCUCAGAGAAACUGUGAAGGAGAUCAAGAGUGAGUUCGAGGUUGCUUCUUCGUGUGGGAAGGAGGUUGCUGUGCUUCUUGAGGUUGGCAAGUUGCCUUAUCAGCAUAAAAACAAUGGCUUUAAAGUUAUCUUAUCGAGGAUCAUGUAUCUGGUAGCACCAUCCACACAGUCAUCACAUUCUCAGCCCAUACGUUUAACAUCAAGGACAAGGAAAAUAGCGAAAGCAUACAAUGGACAAGAUGUUAAUGGAGGCUUCAAUGGGAACCUCUCAUCAACCUUGGAGAAACUGUAUGCGUGGGAAAAGAAACUGUACAAGGAAGUUAAGGACGAAGAAAAGUUUCGUGCCAUUUAUGAAGAGAAGUGCAGGAGACUAAAAAAAAUGGAUAGUGAUGGAGCAGAGUCUAUCAAGAUCGAGGCUACUCGGGCAGCCAUUAGGAAGCUUAUGACCAAAAUUGAUGUUUGUAUAAGAUCAGUUGAUUCAAUUUCCAGCAGAAUCCACAUACUCAGAGAUGAAGAAUUGCAGCCACAGUUGACACAGUUAAUACACGGGUUGAUAAGAAUGUGGAGAUCGAUGCUCAAGUGCCACCAGAAACAGUUCCAGGCAAUCAUGGAGAGCAAGGUUCGAUCUCUCAAAGCAAACACAACCUUACAAAAAGACUCUGGUUCGAACGCAAUUCUUGAUCUUGAGAUGGAGCUAAGAGAAUGGUCUAGCAGCUUCAACAACUGGGUUAACACCCAGAAGUUAUACGUCCAGUCCCUAAGCGGAUGGCUCUCGAGAUGCCUUCACUAUGAACCCGAGGCAACAGAGGAUGGAAUCGCUCCUUUCUCUCCUAGCCAGAUAGGUGCACCGCCCAUUUUUAUCAUAUGCAAAGAUUGGCAAGAAGCAAUGGGUAGAAUAUCUGAAGAUAAUGUGACUAAUGCUAUGCAAAGUUUCGCUUCAAGCCUACACGAGUUAUGGGAGAAACAAGAAGAAGAGCAAAGGGCAAAAGCGCAAUUUGAGCAGCGAGAUGCGGAGGAGUCAGAGAGAAGUUUGGUUUCGAGAGGUAAGUCAGAGAGCGGGAUAUCGGCUUUGGAUGAUCUGAAAGUGGAUUUAGAUUCAAUGAGGAAGAAGCUAGUAGAGGAAAGAGGUAAGCGUAAAGAAACCGUUAAGCUUGUGAACAACGAGUCAUCUAGUAGCUUGAAAAAUGGUUUAGUUCCCAUAUUUGGGGCAUUGAGAAAAUUCACAGCAGAAGUUGUGAAAGCUCAUGAAAUUGUUAGGCUACAACAUCCUCAGACUUCUUCUUGAGUAGAGAGUUUUUGUUACUUAACAAAUUAGAUAUACAUAGGUUCAUUAUAUAGGAAAACUUUGGUAUAGGUGUAUGCUCAUAUUCAUUCAUUGGUUGGUUAGUUUGCUUUGUAAGCCGUUUUGAAAUGGUGAAGAAGAAAUGAAAAUGCUAUAUAAACGAUUCAAUUGAGAUUAUCUAUGAAAAUGCUAUAUAAA